AAUAGAAACCGGAAGUUUUUAGUUUUGUUGUCUCGCAAACGUGUUGAGAUGAAUGAAAAGGAUGUCCAGGAGGUAAAGGUGUGAGAUUCAGAAAUAUUUCAUAACGAUGCCAACGGUAAUUGCUUUGGAUGUCUCAUUGUCCAUGUCACGCCCAGUUCCUAUGCCAGACACAAAUGAGGAGUACCAGCGUCGACAUUUAGCAGUUCAAGGCAUCAACACACUUCUUGAUUUUAUCAGUGUCAGCCGUCUGGAAUUCACAAGCCUGGUGUCAUUCUCAUACCUGUGGGAGCGGACAGUACCAUUUACACGAGACCAUGACUCCAUAAAGGCAGCAUUGAAUAAAGUGGAGCUGUACAACAAAACGUGUCUAGAAACUGCUUUAGUUGGAAUCAGCACCACUGUGCAGGAGGAGUGGAACAAUGGUGUUCAGUGUCAGGUUAUUUUGGUCACAGAUGGAAGUGUAGGUGUGGGACCUGGCUCACUGAAGCACUCUCUACAGACAUGCUCAGCCCGGGAGUCUACAGAAUCCAAGUUUCCACUGCCUUUCACAUUUCCUUGUAAGCUGCAUGUUUUGUGUGUGGCAAACCCAAAUGAUCCUGACCUCAAAACAGCCUUACCUCUCUACCAACAAUUGAUCAACUUGAACUCUCAGGGAGGAGAGGUUUUAGUGCCAGAGGGCCCACUGUCCUUCAGAUCAGUCCAGGAUAUGUUUCAAAAAUUUGCAGAGAAAAUUUAUACACCAUUUCAUGCACAGCUUCAGUGUGGUAACUUUAAAUGCCCAGUGCAGCUUCAUCCUCGACCAGAACCAUACAGUCGAGAUCUUGAAUUUGAAAGCAUACAAAUGAAAGAGAUUUGGAACAAAUUGGAAAUAGUGGGAUUUCUUGAAAUAGCAGAAGUAGCCAGCCCACCUACUGUAUCACGACAUCUUGUGCUGCCUACUCCCACACGUGACCGCUCAUCAAAGACAGAAAACUCUGAUAAAGAGAAAAAAACAGAAGGAGGAAAGACCUUCACAAAAGGAGACGAAGAGGAAGAUGGUACAGAAGAUGGUAAAGUGCCUUCCUUUGCAGUUCUGCUUCAUGGAAGUUUAAAAGUUGAGAGCAUGGUGGCUCUUGCACGAAUUGGAGAAGAUUGGUUUGGAAUGCUGUACUCAUGGGCAGAUAGCAAAAAGAAGUCCAAUUUGAUGCUGUCAAUCUUUGAGCCAGGUCUUGAAAAUAUACCCUGGCUGGGGAACCUAGAAAAUCUCUGUCCAGUUUCUGCAUUUGAAACCCCACCACAUUUAGUUGAAGGAGGACAACCACCAUUUCCUGUUCGGCCAUCAGAAAAGCGCAGCUAUGCUCAGAGUUGUGUGGUGUGGAUAAAAGCAGCAGGACUUCAGUCUGAUAUGCAGAAGGUUCUGCGUCAUGCCCGUAAAUUGCCUGACAAACAACAGCAGUUCUAUAAGGAAAUGAAUAGAAUUAGACGAGCGGCCCUAUCCUUUGGUUUUCAUGAACUUCUGGAAGCCAUGGCAGCCAUGCUUGAAAGGGAGUGUACACAGUUGCCUGGAACUGCUCAUCCAAGUGCUGCUUUACAGUUGACUCAUGCUGCAAAUGCUCUUCGUCUGCCUUCAGCGUUAGAAAUUGUUCAUACUAUCAUGCCCUUACAGACCAAUUUCACACCAGGUGAUAGAUAGCCAAUAUCUUCACACAUCCAUUAAAGAGGUUAAUAUUAUUUUGACCAGUCAAACUGUUAUACAAUUACUUUCAAACUUGAAUGUGAAAGUAAAUUACUUUCCCAGGUGUUAUUUUUUUAUGUGGAAAAUAUAUGUAAAAAGAUCAUUGGAUUUUGAUGUGUUAGCAUUAUCAUGUCAUUCUGACUAUUUUCCAUCUUUUAACCGCUGGUAUCCAAGUAGUAAUAAAAAUAUUUUACAUUUA
Messenger RNA from Pomacea canaliculata, 1913 nucleotides. RefSeq names its product integrator complex subunit 14-like. The record is from RefSeq and is a predicted model, not a curated record. Gene Ontology annotation, cellular component: integrator complex. Gene Ontology annotation, biological process: snRNA 3'-end processing. Lineage: Eukaryota; Metazoa; Mollusca; Gastropoda; Architaenioglossa; Ampullariidae.